GUGCGCGCAGCCUACGCGACCUUUUAGUACGAGAGAAGACGUGAGAUGUGGAAUAUUGUUUCUUUAUCUGCGUUAGUAGACCAUUAAAAGUGUUUAAUUUCUGUGGAAUUUUGAGUUGUUAGGAGAGAUUCAAUUGUGAUUGUGAAGAAAGAAUCCUAGAAAAUGGGAAAAGACUACUACAAAAUCCUCGGAAUCAAUAAAGGUGCGAGUGACGAUGAAAUAAAAAAGGCCUAUCGAAAGCUGGCCUUGAGGUAUCAUCCGGACAAAAAUCGAACAGCUGGUGCCGAGGAGAAGUUUAAGGAGAUUGCCGAGGCGUAUGAGGUGCUCUCGGACACGAAAAAGCGCGAGGUUUACGACAAAUUUGGGGAGGAGGGCCUGAAGGGUGGUGCGCCCUCUGGCGGCGGUGGCGGUGUCGGCGGUGGUGGCGCCACCUACACCUUCCACGGUGAUCCACGCGCAACAUUUGCUCAAUUUUUUGGCUCGGCCACCCCAUUCCAGACGUUCUUUGAGUUUGGCGGUAGUGGCGGUGGAAAUCGGGUCUUCUCCAACUUCCACGACGACGACAUGGACAUGGACGAUCCGUUUGGCCUGGGUUUGGGACAACCGCGACAGGGCGGCGGUCAGGGUGGCGCAUUUCGCUCGCACUCGUUCAAUUUUGCCGGGCCGAAUCAGGGCCGGGGCGGGGCCGGGGGCAAGGAUCGCGCCCAAGAUCCGGCAAUCGAGCACGAUUUGUAUGUCAGUCUCGACGACAUUUUGCGCGGUUGCACGAAAAAGAUGAAAAUCUCGCGGCGCGUCAUCCAGGCGGACGGGACGACGAAAAAGGAGGACAAAGUGUUGACAAUCAAUGUCAAGCCGGGCUGGAAAGCCGGGACGAAGAUCACAUUUCAGAAGGAGGGCGAUCAGGGUCGCGGAAAAGUGCCCGCCGACAUUGUCUUUAUCAUUCGGGACAAGCCGCAUCCGCUCUUUAGGCGCGAGGGCAGCGACAUACGCUAUACCCAAAAAUUGACGCUUAAGCAGGCGUUGUGUGGCUCGGUGGUUGAGGUGCCAACACUCACGGGCGAGAAAAUCACGCUCAAUCUGACCCGGGAAAUUGUCAAGCCGAAUAUGGUGAAGAGGAUCCAGGGACAUGGUCUGCCCUUCCCGAAGGAGCCGUCGCGGAAGGGCGAUCUCCUUGUCUCGUUUGACAUCAAAUUCCCGGACUCGUUGACGCAAAGUGCCAAGGAUAUAUUGUACGACACUUUACCAAAUUGAAAGAGAGAGAGAGAGCGAAAAAAUACAAGAAAAAUUAGAAGAAGAGGAUGAUUUAUGGGGAGAAAGGACUGGGUACGACAAUGAAUGAACGAUAGUUUUUUCGAACUUUUGUUUCGCGCUCAAACGAGACUGAAGACUCCCUCGUGUACAUUCUAGUACAUUAAUAGAGAAGCCGAAAGGAACUGUUAUUUUACGGCUUUUUACUUGCGGUGGACAAGAAUUAAUAUAAGGAGAAUUUAUUCGAUGGUUUACUUGUUUUUUUAAGUAAUUUUUUUUAUUAUUAAGGGAUCAGAAA
This is a messenger RNA of Belonocnema kinseyi, 1546 nucleotides long. RefSeq names its product dnaJ protein homolog 1-like. NCBI's taxonomy places the organism in Eukaryota, Metazoa, Arthropoda, Insecta, Hymenoptera, Cynipidae. Gene Ontology annotation, biological process: negative regulation of transcription by RNA polymerase II. The transcript has 2 exons. Gene Ontology annotation, molecular function: protein-folding chaperone binding. Gene Ontology annotation, cellular component: cytosol. Bases 163 to 1251 code for a protein of 362 amino acids. The record is from RefSeq and is a predicted model, not a curated record.